Messenger RNA from Parascedosporium putredinis, 2823 nucleotides. The record is from the annotation of a GenBank genome assembly. NCBI's taxonomy places the organism in Eukaryota, Fungi, Ascomycota, Sordariomycetes, Microascales, Microascaceae.
AUGGUCUCCGAAUCGAAGAACCAGGUCAUUGUCAUAGAUGAUCUGUCGACGGCCUCCGAGUCCGAGUGGGACUUUGGACCGGCCCCCACCGACGCGAAGCGCCGUUCGGUACAUGGGGCCGCGAAAAAGGCCACCCGGGGGCGGCCGGCCAAGAAGAACAAGGCCGCCCAACAGGAACCGCCACCAGGAGACGAGCUCGAGGAGGCCGGGGUACCGGAUUACAUACGGCAGCGGCGCAAAGUCUUUGACGAGAACAAGAAGAUUCUCGAGACUGCGGGGCUGAGGUUACCUCCACAAUACCACAAUGUCGACCUCGGAGAGGAGGGAAGGCUGGAAGAAUUGCAGGAGCGACCGCUGUUUGACGCAGCGAGCGGUAUACGGCCGCACCGGGCAUACAAAGAUGUCGAACUCGAGCGAUCUGGCGGCCUCAUCCCGGCUUCGAUUGCCCAAUACCUUCGUGAUUACCAAAUCACGGGUGUCCAGUUUCUCCAUCGCUUGUUUGUGAACCAGGAGGGCGGGAUCCUGGGCGAUGACAUGGGCCUGGGGAAGACGGUGCAGGUGGUGGCGUUCCUCACGGCCGCCUUUGGCAAAACUGGCGACGAGAGGGACAGGAAGCGGAUGCGCGCGAUGCGGCGAAACCCCGGACUUGAGGACGCGGUGAUGACGGCAAGGUCGGGUCUGCUGGAAGUCAUGAUUACCACCUACCAGACGUACAAGCAGAACAAGAGCAGCAUCAACGGCGUGGAGUGGGACGCGGUUGUGGCGGACGAGUGCCACGUCCUCAAAGACCGACGCUCGGAAACCACCAAGGCCAUGGACGAGGUGAACUCCCUUUGCCGCAUCGGCCUCACGGGCACCGCGAUACAAAAUUCCUACGACGAGCUCUGGACGCUGCUCAACUGGACCAACCCCGCGCAGUUUGGGUCGCUCGCCGAGUGGACGAGGACCAUUUCGCGGCCCCUCACGAUCGGGCAGUCCCACGACGCGACGCUCAAGCAGCUGAGCAUUGCCCGAAAGCGGGCGAAGCAGCUGGUCCAGAACCUCCUGCCCCGGUUCUUCUUGCGGCGCAUGAAGACGCUCAUCGCGGACCAGCUGCCCAAGAAGAGCGACAAGGUGGUGUUUUGCCCGCUCACCGACGUGCAAAAGGAGGCGUACGAGAACUUUCUCGACAGCGAAAUGGUGACCUUGCUGCGCACCCUCGGGGACCCUUGCGACUGUGCGUGGCAGUCCAAGAUUUUCCCCUGCAUGAUGGCGCUGCAAAAGAUGUCGAACCACGUCACGCUCAUGGUCCCCUCGUCGCUCGACUUGGCCGACAAGCAAGCGUCGGAGCUCAAGAUGCUGCAGCUCGCGUUGCCGGACACGUGGCGAACGCUUUACGAGAAGAGGGACUCGAUGGUGAACCUCGCCAACCCGGAAUUCUGUGGCAAGUGGAAGAUUUUGAAGAAGCUCCUGCGAUUCUGGCACGGAAACGGGGACAAGGUGCUUGUGUUUUCCCAUAGCGUCAAGCUUCUCCGAAUCCUGCAGUAUCUUUUUAGCAACACGAGUUACUCGGUCAGCUACUUGGACGGGUCACUGAGCUACGACGAGCGGCAAAGGGUGGUGGACGACUUCAACUCGGACCCGAGCCAGUUUGUCUUUUUGAUCUCGACCAAGGCGGGAGGGGUUGGCCUCAACAUCACAUCCGCGAACAAGGUUGUCAUUAUAGACCCUCACUGGAACCCCUCGUACGAUCUACAAGCGCAGGACAGAGCCUACCGUAUCGGCCAAACGCGAGACGUGGACGUCUUCCGGCUCAUCUCGGCCGGCACGGUGGAGGAGAUUGUAUACGCGCGACAGAUUUACAAGCAGCAGCAGGCCAACAUUGGCUAUAACGCGUCGGAAGAGAGGCGGUACUUCAAGGGCGUGCAGAAAGACGAGGAGCGGAAGGGAGAGAUUUUUGGACUGUCCAACAUCUUCAACUACCAUGGUGACCAGCUCGUGUUGCGCGAGAUUGUCAACAAGACCAACAUUGCGGAAGCGCGAGCCGGCAUCAGCCUCGUUGAUGUGGACAUUGAUAAGGCGAUUAAAGACGAGGAAAUGACAGCUGCGGUGAAGAAGGAGGGCCCGGACGAUGAUGGGGGCAUGAGCCAGCUGGCCGUCCUCGUCGCUGCUGAGGACAAGGAGGAGUUACUCGGGCCCAAGAAGAACGAGAAGCCGAAGAGCGACGCGAUACAAGCCAUCCUGGCGUCCGUGGGCGUGGAAUACACGCACGAGAAUUCGGAAGUGGUGGGGUCCUCCAAGGUCGAGCAGCAGCUGUCGCGUCGCGCCGAGCUGGCUGGAGAUUCAGACGCGGACCUCGAUGAUGAUAGCGCUCUUUUCGCGGCAGACCCUCUCUUCGAAAGCACCGAACUAGGAGCGACCGGUGCGCAUAUUUACAAUCCGCCAGAGGAGGCUAUGAGGCGGCAGUUUUGCUCCAUGGCGACAGAGUUUGGGUUUCCGAGCGCGACGGAAUUCGCCCUCGUGGUGGAGAGUAUGACGCAAGAGGAGCGGAGAAACUGCCUCGACAAGUUUUAUAAGCGGCGCGCCUUGAGGCUGGAACGGGGGUCGACGGCGUCCCUGGACACGAGGGCGACUGGGACUCCGCGCCCCGGAGAGCAAGGGAGCGUCAAGGCCGAAGCAAAUAGAGAUAAGCUACAUGGGAUGAAGAGGGAACCGGCGGCUAGGGUAGUCAAGGCGGAGACAAGCCCGCAACAACCUACGAGCAUCACAAAGGCGGAGAGAGUGCACGAUACACCGGUAAAAAGGAGGAGGAUGGAGAAGCCGCGGAAGGAGCGGCAAAGUUGA